CCCUUACUGCAGUAGCGGCGGCGACCGUAGUUCUGGGACGUCGAAAGAUAAACUGCGUGGGGCUGCGUGCGUGCGUGCCUGCCUGCGUCUGCUAUUCGGAUAAGAGAAGACAGGAGACGACGGGCAACGGGCGGGGCGCGGCAAGGCGAUGAAUCUCUCGUAGAUAGCAGAGCAGGUGCAUUAAGGCUCGCGCCCUCAGGGACUGUUGCGUCUCUCGACUCGUCGUGGCUAUGGCGUCUGUGCAUUGCGCCCUCUCGGUGUCCGCGCCCGUCAGUGCCCUCAGGACCUCAUUCAAUGGAGAUGCCCUAGUUUGCGGAUCAUGCGCGGCCCCGAGCAGCUCUUCCGCCAGUGCGGGAGUGCUUAGAAUUGAAUGUAAGGAGUCGAGGAUUGGAAAGGCACCUAUCGAUGUCCCGAGCGGUGUCACCAUUCAACUAGAGGGUCAAAGUCUUGUGGUGAAGGGGCCUCUCGGAGAGCUCGCACGAUCUUACCCUCGUGAAGUGUUGCUAACCCGCGAGGAGACGGGCAAAAUCAUAGUCACGAGGGCAGUGGAUACCCGCAAGGCUCGACAAAUGCACGGUCUUUUCAGGACCCUCACAGAUAACAUGGUUGUUGGAGUCACAAAGGGAUUCGAGAAGAAGCUGCAACUCAUUGGUGUGGGAUACCGUGCUGCUCUCGACGGAAAGGAUCUUACACUGAAUUUGGGAUUCUCUCACCAAGUAAGACUCCCAAUUCCAGACGGUGUAAAUGUAAAGGUGGAAGAAAACACCAGAUUGACCAUUUCAGGGCGUGAUAAGUGCGCUGUAGGAGACUUUGCAGCGGCUAUUAGAAAGUGGAGGCCACCAGAACCAUACAAGGGUAAGGGUAUUAAGUACAGUGAUGAGGUUGUUAGACGCAAGGAGGGUAAAGUAGGAAAGAAGAAGUAAAUGUUCUAUGCUGUAGGUUUAGUAUUCUACAAAUUCUUUUACAAACGUGCACUGAGUUUCAAUAAGGUCCAUAUUUGUAACUUGUUGGGAUUAAAGUUCAAAUCGUUUUCAGAAUGAAAUGUGCAUGGGAAAUUUUGUGGCA
Messenger RNA from Marchantia polymorpha subsp. ruderalis, 1065 nucleotides. Lineage: Eukaryota; Viridiplantae; Streptophyta; Marchantiopsida; Marchantiales; Marchantiaceae. The record is from the annotation of a GenBank genome assembly.